AUGUCCUCGCCUCCUCGCUACUCUGACGAAAUUCACGACCCUGUCAAGUCCAGCAGCGUGACCGAACCUCUCCUCGGCGCCUCUUCCCGCACCCCCAACGUCGCUGCUGCCGCCUCUGGCUCUGUCAGCGCCCAGCGCCUCGCAGAAGAAGGCUGGAGCGAUGACGAUGUCGCCAAUGGCCUCAAACUCGGCCCCAAUGUCUCUGACUGCGACGCCGAGAUCCGCAUGUUCUUCAUCCGAAAAGUGUACUCGAUCCUCUCGGUGCAGCUUCUCAUGAGGACGGUGGUGUCUGUGUUGCUGUCACUGGAUGGGGCGAAAGAAUUCACGCAUGCGACUCCGUGGCUUAUGUGGAUUCCUAUGAUACUCAGCUUUGUCAGCUUGGGAUUCGUCUGGUGGAAGAGGCAUCAUCAUCCUGCCAACUUGAUACUAUUGGGACUGUUCACGCUUUUCGAGUCUGUCAUGAUUGGCCUCGCCGUCAGCUACUAUGAAAGCAGAAUCGUUCUUCAAGCUUUGUUCAUCACCUUGGGAGUGUUUGUCGGCCUGACUCUCUUUACCUUCCAAACCAAAUACGACUUUUCCUCUUGGCCACCCAUCCUUUACAUCUCCAUCUGGGGCCUCCUUACCACCUCGCUCAUCUCAGUCUUCCUUCCUUUCAAUGCCACUUUCGACCUCAUCAUCGCUGCUUUUUCCACUCUCUUGUUCUCGGGCUUCGUGCUCUAUGACACGCAGCAGAUUAUGCAGAAGUUGAGUGUGGAUGAGGCGAUCGUGGGAGCUUUGACGCUUUAUCUGGAUUUCUUGAACCUGUUCUUGAGUAUCCUGAGACUGCUUAACAACCAGAACAACCGAUGA
Molecule: messenger RNA, 849 nt
Organism: Cryptococcus wingfieldii CBS 7118
Lineage: Eukaryota; Fungi; Basidiomycota; Tremellomycetes; Tremellales; Cryptococcaceae
Product: vacuolar protein
Exons: 4
Coding region: 1-849 (282 amino acids)
Cellular component (GO): membrane
Source: RefSeq, a predicted model, not a curated record